AUGGAUGACCAACCCGCUGAGCGACAUCGAGACCAGAGCAAGCCAUGUGCACUUGCACGCGUGUCGAAAGCCAGCCUCGAAUGCCACAUGUUUGCACACUGUCACAAUGAGUCUGAAAAGUGCCCCACUGCUCCUCCAACUGAUGUUCAGAUGGGAGAGAAGGGUUCUGCAUUCAACAUCUAUCCCUCUGCAUUCUCGUGGUCUGGAAGUGACGAGAACCACGUCGCGAAGCAUACUGACAAGAGGCCAUACAAGAGCGAUGUCUGCCCUGCAGAGAUCAGCCUGGGCAGGAACCUACAGCAGCACAAGCAGACAGAUUCAUGCAAGAAACCAUACAAGUGCGAUGUCUGCCCUGCGGAGUUCAGACGGAGCGCCCACCUGCAGCAGCACAAGCGGACACACACGGGCGAGAAGCCAUACAGGUGCAAUGUCUGCCCUGCGGAGUUUAGCCAAAGUGGGCUACUACAGCAGCACAAGCGGGCACACACGGGUGAGAAGCCAUACAAGUGCGAUGUCUGCCAUGCAGAGUUUAGGCUGAGUGGGCACCUAGGGCUUCACAGGCGGACACACACGGGUGAGAAGCCAUACAAGUGCGAUGUUUGCCUUGCGAAGUUCAGUCAGAGUGGGCACCUACGGCUUCACAGGCGGACACACACGGGUGAGAAGCCAUACAAGUGCAAUGUCUGCCCUGCGGAGUUCAGCAAGAGCGGGAACCUACAGCAGCACCAGCGAAUACACACAGGUGAGAAGCCAUACAAGUGCGAUGUCUGCCACGCGGAGUUCAGCUGCAGCGGGAACCUACAGCAGCACAAGCGGACACACACGGGGGAGAAGCCAUACAAGUGCAAUAUCUGCCAUGCAGAGUUCAGCCUGAGUGGGACCCUGCAGCAGCACAAGCGGACACACACGGGCGAGAAGCCAUACAAGUGCGAUGUCUGCCCUGCGGAGUUCAGCAAGGGCUGGGGCCUACAGCAGCACAAGUGGACACACACGGGUGAGAAGCCAUACAAGUGCAGUCGCUGUCUUGCAGAGUUCAGACAGCGCGCAACCUUGUCACGUCACGAGCGAACACACACGGGUGAGCUGCCGUAA
Ornithodoros turicata is the source of this 1092-nucleotide messenger RNA. RefSeq names its product zinc finger protein 239-like. Bases 1 to 1092 code for a protein of 363 amino acids. The transcript has a single exon. Gene Ontology annotation, molecular function: RNA polymerase II cis-regulatory region sequence-specific DNA binding; DNA-binding transcription factor activity, RNA polymerase II-specific. Gene Ontology annotation, cellular component: nucleus. Gene Ontology annotation, biological process: regulation of transcription by RNA polymerase II. NCBI's taxonomy places the organism in Eukaryota, Metazoa, Arthropoda, Arachnida, Ixodida, Argasidae. The record is from RefSeq and is a predicted model, not a curated record.